Pocillopora meandrina is the source of this 1819-nucleotide messenger RNA. NCBI's taxonomy places the organism in Eukaryota, Metazoa, Cnidaria, Anthozoa, Scleractinia, Pocilloporidae. The record is from the annotation of a GenBank genome assembly.
UUUACAAUUGAUUCCAAAGAAAAUGACAGCGACCAAAGUGAAAAUAUCAAAGAAGAAAGUACUAAUGUGUUAUCUGAGUAUGUAAAGGGUCUUGAAAGUCGCGUUAAACGCCAAUAUUUAGGAAAAAUAGCGGCAAUCAGAAUUGAUCCAGCAUUAUUAGUAGUGGCAAAGUUAGAUCCAGAAUGUAUCCCGUCGAUCGAAGCAGCCGAUCUUCUCUCAUAUUUAGUGCUGGAAACCAGCUAUUACACGCUGAAACAGUUCAAAGCCCACAAGAGUUUGGAGGCUUACAACCAGAUGAUUUCUGGCUUUAUAACAAGCAUUCGAGGCAAAAUAAUCAGUGAUAAGUUUGUUGUGGUUGGAAAAGUGCGACAUUCACAGGGAAUGACUGAAGCUCCAUUACCUGUAUGGAUCAUUGCCAGUAAAGAGGGAAGGAUCAUAUCUGCUCACUGUCUAGGCUGCAAAGCCAGACUAGCAGAAUCAUGCUCUCAUGUGGCAAGUGUUCUAUUCUAUGUCGAGGCAUGGACAAGGAUUAAUGGCAAACUUGCUUGUACCCAAGUAAAGUGCAUGUAGCUACUUCCUGCAUACGUAAAUGAGGUUCCAUACUCCGAAGUUAAAGACAUAAACUUUAAAUCGGCAAGGAGAAUAAGAAAUGAAUUGGAUAAAGAAGUCAAUGGUAAGAAUUCCUGUUCUGCAUCUCCAAGUAGUGAAAGUUGCAGUAACUCCAACCGCAAGAAGGUCGCGAAGGCAGAAAUGCUUGGCUAUCCGUCUGUUGAGGAGAUGAACAGUCUUUUCUCAAAACUGAACAAAGAUAAACAGAAGGCUGCUAUCCUCAGUUUAAUUCCUCCAUAUUCAAAGUCUUUCAUUUGAAAAAGUCAUCAGAUACCUACCUUGCUAGACCUUUUUGAUUCUGAGAACAUCAAACUGACAUGUCCAGAUUUAAUGAAAAGUGCUUAGAAACUGAGAUAUCAAUUUCCAGUGAGGAGCUAAAAGCUAUUGAAAAAGAUACAAGGGAUCAAUCAAGCGGAGCUGCAUUUUUCUGACAUAGAGCUGGACGUAUUGGAGCUUCUCAGAGCUUCUCAGUUGCUCACACAAAUCCUGCCCAACCAGCACAGACCGUCAUCAAGUCCAUUUGUUACCCCCAGUUGUUUAACAACAGUGCAGUUAAUCAUGGUCAUAUCUACGAAGAGAAAGCAGUAGCAGCAUACACCAAUGUAAUGUCAGAAAAUCACAAAGAUUUCAAGGUUACCAAAUGUGGAGGUUUUAUUGACCAGACACAACCAUGGUUACAUGCUACUCCUGACUUCCUCUGUACUUGCUCUUGUUGUGGGGAUGGCUGUGGGGAAGUCAAAUGCCCCUACAGUAUUCAAAACUGGGACUUUGAAAGCUAUCUUUUAAAGAAAAGUUCCUGCCUAGAGAAAGUUGACAGUAUGUUUAAACUGAAGAGAAACCAUGACUAUUUCUAUCAGGUGCAGCAGCAACUUUCCAUUACUGGAUCAAAAUACUGUGAUUUUGUUGUGUGUGCUUUUAACAACAACAAACCAAUGUUUUUCAUGGAAAGAAUCCUACCUGACCCCAAUCACUGGGAGACUGUUGUCCCUAAGCUGACAAAAGUAUGGAGGACAUGUGUGCUACCUGAGCUUUUAGUAAGGUGGUACACAAGGAAACAGCAUGCUCCAAGUCUUACUCUGCAAGCACAUCAAGUGGACCUUGCUAUUGUAGAACCAAGACCCAAGAAAGAACCAUCCACUGCUCUAAUCCAGAGUGUCCUGUAAAGGAAUUUCACUACUCAUGUUUACAAGUGUCAGACCCUAUUCCCAAG